Desarmillaria tabescens is the source of this 1353-nucleotide messenger RNA. RefSeq lists its product as uncharacterized. Lineage: Eukaryota; Fungi; Basidiomycota; Agaricomycetes; Agaricales; Physalacriaceae. The coding region runs from base 168 to 1220 and encodes 350 amino acids. The transcript has 2 exons. The record is from RefSeq and is a predicted model, not a curated record.
UCCGACUCAGCGGUUGUGUACUGACAAAACCCUAUCUUAUAUCCCAGAUUUCAGUUAGGACCCUGUAUGUUACAACAUUUUCGCACGAAUAGCUAUUCUUUUUACGUGGACCGUGGAUCGGAGUGACAACCAACCCAUUGUUCGAUUCAUCUCAGUUUCAAUCGGAUAUGUAUUCCAGAAGGGACUGCGACUCUUUAAGAGCCCGUUCGUUAGCAACCUCAACCUCCACCGAGUCUUCAACCCCCCCAACCCCCCAAAUGUCUGAGUCAUCCACAGAAAUUCUAGACCUUUACGACCUCGCCCUCCUGUUCAACUACGAACGCGGGUCCUCUGAACCCCGUUAUCGUCAUACCAAGCUACGCGAAGUAGUCAGAGACAAUGAAAGCUUUCAAACGGUCCGACUCUUGAAUACCACCUGGUCUACUAGACACUCCCCCAAAGUCGCUUUUGCAUUCGAUACCAUCCGUCCCCCAAAAAACAAACUCAACGAACCAGACCUCCCAACCAACAUCCUACCCACCCCAAUACCCCCUAACCUCGCACACCUCUCCUCAAAAGAGCUGGAAACCAUCUACUGGCAAGCUCGUAACCACGACGCUUGCUACAAAUCCGUCACGCUCAUACAGCAUUUCUUCGACUACUACCCUCUCGAAACUAGGGUUCGUAUUCGCACUUCCGCGGGUACAAACUACACCACCACCAUUUCCAGUCGCGACAUCAUCGAAUUCAAACUCCACAGACCCAAGCUCGCAACCAACGCAUGUGUGCUACCCUCCGGGACGGGCCAUUUCACCGGAAUGGAAGACGUCAUGGACCAUGCAGUCCUGGGGUUCGGGGACACCAUCCUAGAUCUCACCUCGAUGCAAUUCGGCGACGAGGGAAGGGGUCUGGGAGGGAAGAGCGUUUUCGUUUUGGAAUCUCGGGAAAAGUACUAUGAGCGAUUGAAGAAGUUUGCGGAAUACGCGGACAUUGAGAAUGCGAAGCAUUCGUUUUAUAUAUUUCCUCCUGAAGAUCCUGGUGUCAAUGAGUGGCUUUUGGAUGUUGCAAGGAGAGUGAAAGAGAGAUGGGAUAGACGUGCGACGGAACAUUGGUGUGGUCAUUGCGGUGCACCGGCCGUGAUGAUGAGAUGCUCCUUAUGCAAGGACGCAUACUAUUGUGAUAAAGAACAUCAAGCAGCUGCAUGGCCAUUCCACAAGAAAUUCUGCAGCGGAAAGAAAUAAUACAGCCGAUCGACCUUGUGUGUCGGACAAGACGAUAAAUACCUGACAAAACUUCAUCAUAGUCGGUCAAGAGGUCUCAGAUAUUACACAGAACGGCAACAGCUUGCAGAUUAGGGCAUGACAUCAAUGUGAG